Xenia sp. Carnegie-2017 is the source of this 1524-nucleotide messenger RNA. RefSeq lists its product as uncharacterized. The transcript is spliced from 4 exons. Bases 192 to 1001 code for a protein of 269 amino acids. Lineage: Eukaryota; Metazoa; Cnidaria; Anthozoa; Malacalcyonacea; Xeniidae. The record is from RefSeq and is a predicted model, not a curated record.
GGCUUCGUUUAUGAGAUAAAUGCGUUUCUUUUCUCAAAAUCGGCAAUAAUGGAGAAAAUUGCUGCGCGUUCAAUUUGCUUGAUGAGAGCCUGAAUCGAGAAGUAUGUGACGUAACAUAAGGACAAGGAAGUUUUUCUGAAGUGUGACUUUUGCUAUAAUUUCUACUUUAUUUACUACGACUCUGCAUCAAAAUGCCUGAUAGAUGUGCAGUUUUCGGCUGUUCAAACCGAGCAAAUUCUGCGGAAAGAAUUUCUCUUCACCGUAUACCAUUUUACGGUGAUGAGCGUCCUGAAGCGAAGCGAAGACGUAAAAUCUGGGUGAAUUUUGUUGCAAGAAAACGCGCUCGAUGGACACCGACUAAGUAUUCGGCUGUUUAUCAUUGUGAUGGCAAAGAAAUUUGGGCAAAGUUCAAAUCUUUCCUGAGUCACAUAGUAGACAAGCACACCAAUUUGGAUAAUCCACUGUUUUCAAGUUGUUUUCAUGGCCCUGAUAUUAAACCAAGGGAAUAUUUGUUAGAAGGUUCAGUUGCUCAUGAAAAGCUUAGUGCUAAAUUUUUAAACCCACAGCUGAUGAAGUCAAUUCACCUGGCUUCACCAGUUGCUCAAACAAGUUGUUUGGAAGGAUUCCUUUCUGUCCUGAAUCAUUUUGCUCCAAAAAUGAUUCAUUAUUCCUAUGUUGGAAUGUAUUGCAGACACAUUUUGGCAUCCAUCCACUUCAACAACAACUUAAGGCGUGAUGUAAAGAUGAAGAAUGAUGGCACUUUCCAAAUAAAUGUAGUGUAUCCAAAGUUUAAAAAUGGUGAAGGAACUGUGAGGGAUGUCAGAGUUAAGUCCAAAUUUGAGUAUGUGGAUGAAUUAUUUGAGAGUGUGAUGCUGUCAAUAAAAGACAAAGACGCAUUAUCAAAUUCACAAAAUCUUUUGAAAGAAAUGUCUCCACCAUCAAUGAAUGUCAUGCUGCAAAAGCAACCCAGAGCUGAGGUGUUACUAAAACAGGUCCGUUGAAAAUGCAUUGUGGUCAAUGAUGUCCCUCCCUCAAUUCCAGGUAAUUAAUAAUGAUUAUAUAAGAUGUGGUAGCUAAACACGGUUUGAAAAUCAUUUUAAAUAAUAAAAAUGUUUUUGUUUCAUGCCAGCAGCUACCAGUGUACCAUUCAGCUGUCAGUCAAAAGUGGCAGUUUCAAAAGAAAAAAGUCAGCCAAAAUGUUUGACAUGCAAGAAGCCAAUGAAAGGUCACAAACAUGUGGCAGAUUGCCCAAAAAAUAGGAAAACUUAAUUUUCACAUCACUCAUUUCAUUUUCUUCGUACCCUCUAAAUUCCAACUUUUUAUCAUUAAAUUUUGAUCUUAUUGCAUGGUAUGCACAUGCUGGUAAUAGUCCUAUUUCUUCUCCUAAGCAUCCAUAAAUCAUAGAUGUGAAUUCUCUGUAUGCAACACAUCGUAAAAACCUGAAUAUAAAGCCAAAUCAUUACUAAUGUGUCAUAACACUAAAAUAUACUUAAAUACUGGGAAAUAACAUAAUAUGCUAUCAUA